Messenger RNA from Megalobrama amblycephala (Wuchang bream), 1310 nucleotides. RefSeq names its product ring finger protein 126 (gene rnf126). The transcript has 9 exons. Bases 100 to 1029 code for a protein of 309 amino acids. Gene Ontology annotation, cellular component: cytoplasm. Gene Ontology annotation, molecular function: ubiquitin protein ligase activity. Gene Ontology annotation, biological process: protein ubiquitination. NCBI's taxonomy places the organism in Eukaryota, Metazoa, Chordata, Actinopteri, Cypriniformes, Xenocyprididae. The record is from RefSeq and is a predicted model, not a curated record.
UUCCCAAACGCGUCCCGUCGUCCGUACGCGUCCACGCUUGCUCCGUCCGGGCUUCCAUACUUCGCCUCGUUCUCGCUCUCAGUCGGUCCUGCAGCGAAGAUGGCGGAAGCUCCCCCGCGGCCCUGCCGGUUCUUCUGUCACCGGUGCUCAGAAGAGAUCAGCCCUCGGCUCCCGGAUUACAUCUGUCCGCGGUGUGAGUCUGGUUUCAUCGAGGAGUUACCUGGAGAAGGAAGUGCAGAGAAUGGGUCCACGUCUACAGCCUCUAAUGACCAAAAUCGCCCCUCAUUUGAGAAUGUGGACCAGCACUUGUUUACGUUCCCACAUGGAUAUGGGCAGUUUGCUCUGGGGAUCUUCGAUGAGGGCUUCGAAUUCAGGGCGGGUUUGCCAGGGGAAGAUAACCGUGACGCAGAGAACCGCAGAGAACGGGAGAUGGCCUCACGACAGCGGUACGGGGCGAGACAGCCACGGGGACGGCACCUUCCCCGGAGACAAGGGGCACGGCAUGAGGGUGUACCGACUUUAGAAGGAAUCAUUCAGCAGUUAGUUAACGGAAUCAUCGCUCCGACAGCUAUGCCAAACAUGGCGAUGGGGCCAUGGGGAAUGCUUCAUUCCAACCCAAUGGACUAUGCAUGGGGUGCCAAUGGAUUAGAUGCCAUCAUAACACAGUUAUUAAAUCAGUUUGAAAAUACGGGUCCCCCUCCGGCAGACAAAGAGAAGAUUAAGAGUCUCCCCACAGUCCAGAUAAAACAGGAGCACGUGGGUGCUGGUCUAGAGUGCCCUGUUUGUAAAGAAGACUACAGCGCAGGAGAGAACGUUAGACAACUUCCCUGCAAUCAUCUCUUUCAUAAUGACUGUAUAGUUCCCUGGCUCGAGCAGCAUGACACGUGUCCGGUAUGCAGGAAGAGUUUGAGUGGGCAGAACACAGCCACGGAUCCGCCCGGCCUAUCAGGGAUGAAUUUCUCCCCCUCUUCCUCCUCCUCUUCCUCCUCCAGCUCUCCAAGCAAUGAGAACGCCUCCAAUAACUCGUAAGACCUCAGCCCACAUCCUGAACACAUCGACACAUCAUCAUCUCAGCCCCACUGCGCCGGCCUGGCCAACACCGCACCCUUUCCCUUCCAGCAGCGACGCGGCGCUGGACUGAUCUCGAACUCGGUGGAACCAGCGGCCAGAGCUGAACGCAAACCUCUGAACCUGCUCAUCACUAACACACAUUUAACUGGCUGGAGACAGGUCAGAGAGCACGCCAAACCCAGAAGAGAAAAAUACACUCUCAUAUUGCUUCAGACAGCGUUUUGUUUCUUUUUUUUUUU